Molecule: messenger RNA, 1500 nt
Organism: Pyricularia grisea
Lineage: Eukaryota; Fungi; Ascomycota; Sordariomycetes; Magnaporthales; Pyriculariaceae
Exons: 1
Coding region: 1-1500 (499 amino acids)
Biological process (GO): transmembrane transport
Cellular component (GO): membrane
Molecular function (GO): transmembrane transporter activity
Source: RefSeq, a predicted model, not a curated record
AUGUCCGUGAUAGAACCACAUCAAUUCAAAGAAUCCGGAUUGCAUGCGGGGUUGCAGAAUGAAUCGUCGUCUCCCCAAUCUCCGCCGCCCCCAACUGAUCCGGCAGAUGGCGAAGCCAAACUCCGUCAGAAGAUCGACCUGGCCAUCGUCCCUCUCGCGACUCUCAUGUUUCUCUUCUGCUUUAUCGAUCGCGCAAACAUCGGAAACGCCAGGCUCGCCAGUUUCGAGUCGGACCUCGGGCUCAAGGGCAACGACUUCAAUUCGGUCAACAGCAUCUUCUUCAUCCCCUACAUUCUUCUAGAAGUUCAGAUAAACAUCCUUUGCAAGCGUGUCGGCCCUGGCUGGUUCCUCCCAACCAUCACAAUCCUCUUCGGCCUCAUCACCAUCGCGAGCUCAUGGGUCAACAGCUACGCACAGCUGGCGGUGUGCCGUUUUCUGCUGGGUUUGGCUGAGGCAGGGCUAAUGCCAGGUCUGUCGUAUUAUCUGUCAAGAUGGUAUCGCAGGUCUGAGCUAAUCUUUCGCUUGUCCAUGUAUAUUUCGGCAGCGCCACUCUCUGGGGCCGUUGGAGGAUUGUUGGCUUCGGGCAUCCUCAGGAUCCCCGGGUUUGGCAGCUUUCCCGCUGGAUCUUGGCGCACCAUUUUUGCGGUCGAGGGUAUGAUUACGGUGCUGAUUGGCAUCGCCGCCAUGAUUUUCUUGGCAGAUCGUCCCGAGACAGCUCGAUUUUUGAAUGCGGAGGAGAAGUCUCUCGCAAUCUCUCGAGUAAGAUGUGAGAGAAUCGGGGGCGACGAAGUCCUCGAUAGCCUGAACCUCAAAAAGCUCUGGAAGGGCGUUGCAAACCCAGUGGUCCUGGCCACCGCAGUCACAUUCCUGCUGGAGACCAUCACCGUGCAGGGUCUGACAUUCUUCGCCCCAACAAUCGUCCGCACCAUCUUCCCCCAAGCCAGCGUGAUCCAGCAGCAGCUUUUAACGGUACCGCCGUACAUCCUCGGCUUCAUCUGCAUCCUGGCCGUGUGCUACGCCAGCUGGAAGCGUCAGACACGGCAAAUAUUCAUCAUCGUCAGCGCCCCACCCAUCAUGAUCGGCUACGUAAUCUUCCUCGCUACGGUGGAACCGGUCCCGCGCUAUGUCGCGACGUUCCUCAUCGCCAGCUCCGUCUUCACCGUGGGCCCGCUCUGCCACGCGCAGGCGGCGGCCAACGUCAACAGCGACUCGGCCCGCAGCAUGUCGAUCGCGGUGACGAUGCUUUUUGGAAACGUGGCCAGCCUCAUAUCGACGUGGAGUUUCCAGUCUUGGGAUGGGCCCGUGUAUCGCAUUGGCAAUGGGUUGAACUUUGCCACCUCAACUACCAUGAUGUUGGUGGCUAUCAUGGCCUUGAUUUGGAUGCGGAGGGAUAACAGAGCGCGCGACGCUAGGGGAACGAGAGAUGAGCUGCGAGGCUUGUCGUCGGAGCAGGAGCAGGAGUUGGAGUGGAAUCACCGGGAUUUCCGAUGGUCUCCUUAG